This is a messenger RNA of Vespula pensylvanica (western yellowjacket), 476 nucleotides long. RefSeq lists its product as uncharacterized. The record is from RefSeq and is a predicted model, not a curated record. NCBI's taxonomy places the organism in Eukaryota, Metazoa, Arthropoda, Insecta, Hymenoptera, Vespidae. The transcript is spliced from 2 exons. The coding region runs from base 95 to 415 and encodes 106 amino acids.
UCUAUCCUUCGAACGAAAUUUCUAAUCGUACGUGGAAGAAGAAGCUAUAGAACAAGAAGAAGAAGAAGAAGAAGAAGAAGAAGAAGAAGAGAAGAUGAGGUGGAUGAGAAGGAGGAGAAGGAGGAUGCAAGGCUUUAGAAGGAUUCCGGUAGCCGGUGGCGUGCCAACAACGCUGGCGUUAAAAUAUGGUAAUCGAGCCGCGGGAUCGGCAUAUCGACGACUUGACAAACGAUGCGACGCCCGAAGCAACGGACCACCAACAGAUCGUACGCCACGAUCAAAGAGGCGUAUCAAGUGUUUGGCGGUGAGAGAACAUAAGAGAAGUUUUGGCGAGGUGGCAACCAUAAGAUGGGGUGAGUCGUCGAGGGACAUGGCAAUGGGACGCGAAAGACGUCUCCGUAAUGACGGGACAUAAAUAACUUGGACAUUUACGUGCGCAUUGAUUUAAGCAAACUAAUGAUUUCACUUUGACCGGU